AAUUUAAAACACUAAAUGAAUCAAUCGAAAAGAAAUAUUUGAAUAGAUCAUACCGUUAAGCUCGUAGAGUUCUACUUUUUUAAUUUCGCCCACAUAUAUGCAUAUACUUAUAUAUGUUUUAUUAAAGUAUAUUAAGUAAAACAUAAAUAGGUACUUUUCGUUUUUCAUAAAAAUAAAAAACCGAGUGAAAUAUUUAGUACAUAAAAUAUAUUUUCUCAAACAAAUUUAACCCUAUCAAUUUUGAAAACAAAAUGAAGUGCAUACUUAUAUUAACAGUUCUCAUUAUUAUUCAAAAAGAAACAGCAUCAGAAAAUGAUGCUGAUACUCCUGAAAAAGCAUUAAACAGAGAAUGUAUUGCAAGAAAAAAGCUGGCAGAAUGCCUACUUGGUUUUAAUUUAUUAAAAUUCGUAAGCGGUAUUUUUGGAACAUUUGAUUCAAAAUUCAGCGAAAGAUGUAGAGGAUAUAGAGCACUUUUGGAACUAAAUGGAAUUACUCCGGAUGAGGUAGAUAAUGAAAUGGGGAAAUAUGUUUGUAAAUUAUGUAAUUCAAAGAUUUUAAAAGCGUUAGGAGGAACCGAUGAUUGCAAGAAUGUUGUAAGAGCAUGCUCACAAACGUAUCGAAAAUAUUUAAAAGAAGAUAUACCACAAUCAUUAUUUUAUACUGUAAAAAAGUCAUUUCAAAGUACCGUAAAUGUCGUACAUAAGAAUAUUUUAAAGUUGAAGGAGAAAAAAAAGGAGGAAUCGCCGUCAGAAGAAACACCAAAAGGAGAAUAAAUUUUAAUGAUUAUGAAUUUUAAUCAAUAAUCACAAUAUACAUACAUAAUUUAGCAUUUAUAUUCAAUAAUUUUAUUCAAAAAAUAAAUAUAAUUAUUACUAUUAUAUAAUUUAAUAGUAUUUAUCUUGAGAAAUUGUUCAUUUUUCAGUAAAAUUAUAUAAGCAUUAGAGGGAAAUCGUCACAAUAUUGCCAUUUUAUUUAUUUUAG
Daktulosphaira vitifoliae (grape phylloxera) is the source of this 981-nucleotide messenger RNA. RefSeq lists its product as uncharacterized. The coding region runs from base 252 to 773 and encodes 173 amino acids. NCBI's taxonomy places the organism in Eukaryota, Metazoa, Arthropoda, Insecta, Hemiptera, Phylloxeridae. The record is from RefSeq and is a predicted model, not a curated record. The transcript is spliced from 5 exons.